Thunnus maccoyii (southern bluefin tuna) is the source of this 3311-nucleotide messenger RNA. RefSeq names its product mannosidase, beta A, lysosomal (gene manba). The record is from RefSeq and is a predicted model, not a curated record. Bases 47 to 2710 code for a protein of 887 amino acids. The transcript is spliced from 17 exons. Lineage: Eukaryota; Metazoa; Chordata; Actinopteri; Scombriformes; Scombridae. Gene Ontology annotation, molecular function: beta-mannosidase activity. Gene Ontology annotation, biological process: glycoprotein catabolic process; carbohydrate metabolic process.
GCGACAGUUCUCAAACCGGAAAACAAGCCACAACAAACUACAAACUAUGACGCUGUUUGGAAACAUUUUUAGUGUUUUGUUGUGUUUGUUGUUCGGAUUUUCAUCCGGAUUUUCUUCAGAAACGGAUUCGCAUCAAACUCUGAGCCUGAGCGGCAAAUGGAGACUCUCAAACUCCAAUAAUUCACUGUCGCUGCCUGCAGAAGUGCCUGGAUGUGUUCACUCAGCUCUGCAGCAGCAGGGAUACAUCCAGGACCCGUAUAUCAGGUUCAAUGAUGUGUCUUAUCGGUGGAUCGCUCUUGACAACUGGACAUAUACAACCACAUUCACUGUGUCCACCCAGCUGAGGGCCAAACAGAAGGUGCUUCUUGUCUUUGACGGCGUCGACACUGUAGCAUCAAUCUCACUCAAUGGAAUCAUUGUGGGCAACACAGACAACAUGUUUCGCCGAUAUGACUUUCCGGUUAGAGACUUACUGAAGGACGGAGAUAACGUGCUGAAAGUUAGCUUGAUGUCUCCUGUUUUUUAUGCGUCUGAACGAAGGAAAGCUCAUUCUGCCUACAGAGUUCCUCCUGAAUGUCCUCCAGAUGUUCAGAAGGGGGAAUGUCACGUCAAUUUCAUCAGAAAAGAACAAAGCUCUUUCAGUUGGGACUGGGGGCCUUCGUUUCCCACGAUGGGACUGUGGAAAGGAGUUCAGCUGGAGGCGUUCGACGUGCUGCAGCUCAUCCAGGUUUCCUCUGUUCCUCUCUACAAUGUCAGCGUCUCUCAGUGGAGAGUCCAGAUUGAGCUGCUCGUUGAGGCGGUUCAGACAACAAAUGGGGAAGUCAUGCUCUCCGUACCCGAGCUGGUCUCAGAGCGGACGUUCCAGACACAGUUUCUCCCGGGAAAGACCAAGAACACCUUCACCUUACACAUCAACACGAGCAGCGAGGUGAAGCUGUGGUGGCCCAACGGACACGGUGAACAACCCUUUUACCGCAUCACCGUCACAGGCUCUCAGGACGGAUUUUCAAUACUGAACACAGAGUCAAAGGUGUAUUUCCGCACAGUGGAACUUGUCCAGGAGCCCGUUGUCGGGUCCCCGGGCCUGAGCUUUUAUUUCCGCAUCAAUGGGAAACCAGUUUUCCUCAAAGGCUCCAACUGGAUCCCAGCCCACUCCUUCCAGGACCAGGUCACCCCUGCCAUCUUAAGGAACUUGUUGCAGUCAGCAGUGGAUGCUAAUAUGAACGCCCUCAGGGUGUGGGGAGGAGGAGUGUAUGAACAGGAUCUGUUCUACAGCAUCUGUGAUGAGAUGGGAAUCAUGGUUUGGCAGGAUUUUAUGUUUGCCUGCGCUAUGUAUCCCACUGAGGACGACUUCAUACAAACAGUAAGAGAGGAGGUCAUUCAACAGGUUCGGCGCCUGAAGUCUCAUCCUUCCAUAAUAAUUUGGAGCGGAAACAAUGAAAACGAAGCCGCUCUGGCAACAGACUGGUUCAACAUCCCGAUUUCCCAGAAGCCUACAUACGUGAAAGACUACGUGACGCUGUACGUGAACAACAUAAGGGCGAUCGUUCAAGAGGAGGACCAGAGUCGCCCCUUUCUUGUCUCCAGUCCGACAAACGGGGCUGAGUCGGAGCAGGAGGGCUGGGUGGCGGCAAACCCCUACGACCCUCACUACGGGGACACGCAUUUCUACAGCUACACCGUGGACUGCUGGGAUUGGCGGACUUUCCCUCGAACCCGGUUCGCCUCUGAAUACGGCUUCCAGUCGUGGCCUUCCUUCUCCACUCUGCAGCCGGUUUCCAUUAAAGAAGACUGGAGCUACAGCAGUAAUUUCACUUCCCAUCGUCAGCACCAUGCGGAUGGGAACCAGCAGAUGUUACAGCAGGCUGCUUUGCACUUCCACCUGCCAAACUCCACAGAUCCCUUAAAAAGAUUUACAGAUACACUGUACCUCACUCAGGUCAUGCAGGCACAGUGUGUGAAGACUCAGACAGAAUUUUAUCGGCGGAGUCAGAGUGAGAUCAUCGAGGGCAAAGGUCACACCAUGGGUGCUCUUUACUGGCAGCUCAAUGAUAUUUGGCAGGCGCCUUCCUGGGCAUCAAUAGAGUUUGGUGGGAAGUGGAAAAUGCUGCAUCAUUUUGCAGAGAGCUUCUUUGCGGCCGUGCUGCCCGUCGGUUUCGAGGAUGACGACACGCUGCUCAUCUACGCUGUCUCAGACCUGAGUCAUGACCUGAAACUCAGGGCUGCGGUUUCUUUUUACUCGUGGAGCGAUCUGGAUCCUGUGUGCACGCUGAAGUCAGAGCUGCUUCUGGUACCCGGAGGCAGCGCCGUGCCUGUUUUCAAAAUGCCGGUCGCCGCCCUGCUGGCAGGAUGUGGCCCCUGCACCCGCCUCACCUGCCUGCUCACCUUCCACCUGGAGGACAGCAGCGGCCAGCAGGGACCCACCAACCACCACUUCCUCUGCUCACCCAAAGACGCUCAGGGGCUCCAGAGACCCAACAUUACAGCGAAGGUGCAGGAGGAUAAGACGGGAUACGCUGUUACCCUCCACUCUUCCUCUGUCGCUCCUUUCGUCUGGCUCGAUGUGGGAAACAUCCCGGGACGCUUCAGCUCUAACGGCUUCCUGAUGGUUUCUAGAAACAGGACAGUCAUUUUUAACGCGUGGCGUCCCACAAGCGUCACAGAACUCUCCAGAUCCCUCACCGUCACAUCUUUAAGGGACGUGUACUAACCUGAGUCAAACCAGCCUCCGUGUGGAGUUGUACCAAAGUGCAGAUGCAACAGAUGGACUAAUGUGGUCCCGUCUUGUAUCUUGACCGGCAUUCAGUCCUCACAGUGAGAUCGUUGGCUGCAUUCGUCCCUUUUAAAAGGGUCUGACUCUUGUUGGAUUUUGAAGGCCAGACAGAUGUUUUUUGACUGGUGAAGCUGGAACUUAGUGCCAAUUUUCUAAAUCUUUGAACUUGUUUUCUUGCCAAACAAAUGAGAAAGUUUAGGGGUUUUUUUCUUCUGAGCAGAAAAGCCUCUGAAAGAGCAAUUAACCAAUCACUGGGGACUGAAAAUGUCCAAAAAAAGGAAAUUAUUUUAGGUCGUUUAGCAGCUCUUAACAACAGGGUGUCCCACUGUAAUUAUUCACCAGCGUGAAGACCCUGAGACACACGAGGCCUUUACUGGAGCAUCAAUUAAUCAAGAACGGCUGGAUUGAUAUUGCUCUUUUAUCCAAAGAGAGGUUUCAGUUUCUUGGGACGCUUUGACCUGAGGAUCAAACGACCGACACUGUGAUUAAUGGACGACCUGCUCUACCUCCUACACACACACACACACACACACACACA